AUGAAAAGCGCCACCCCGAAGACGUUUCAAGCGCAUUAUCAGCGGAUCCAUUAUACUUCUUCUCAACGGACCAAAGGUGCCAAAAAGGGGGUUGUGAAAACCUAUCAGGUUCCUGGUUUCAAUGGCUACCACGUUGAGUGCGACGACGCGACUCUCGACAAUAUUCGUAAUGAUCCUCUGGUUUCAUACGUUGCUCGAGAUGGCCGUGUGACUGCUCAAGCAGCUAUCUCUCGCAAUGCUCCUAGAUCAGACCCCCAGACUGAUACCUGGGGUUUGGGUCGAAUUUCUCAUCGGGACCCCGGUGUUGAGACCUACGUAGACGAUGUCGCCCGUACUACUGAAUCUCCAACUUAUGCCUACAUACUAGACACCGGAAUUCGCGUGACUCACCAGGAAUUUGGAGGACGUGCUACAUUUGGAAAGAACUUCAUCAACGGGGCUCAGGAUAUUGACGACAACGGGCACGGAACUCAUACAGCUGCAACCGUCGGCGGCAACACGGUUGGAGUGAACAAUAGUACUAUGCUCAUCGGAGUGAAGGUUCUGGAUAAAGACUCGUCUGGAAGCUGGUCUGGAAUCAUUGCCGGAAUAGACUGGGCUGUGAACGAUGCUCAAACAAAGGGGAAAAUCGAUCGGUCUGUAAUCAAUAUGUCGAUAGGUGGCCCCAGAUUCCAGGCUCUAGACGACGUUGUUAAGAAUGCCGUUGCAACUGGUAUGACAUUAGUAGUAGCGGCUAGCAACUAUGGUGUCGACGCAUGCACAUACAGCCCGGCAGCAGUACCGGAAGCAAUCACGGUAGCAGCUAUUGAUCAGACGGACAAUCGACCAGACUGGUCUAACUGGGGAAGUUGUGUGGACAUAUUCGCCCCGGGAAGCGACAUCUAUUCAGCUUGGAUGGAUAGUGACUCGGAUUAUGUCGCCAUGAGCGGAACCAGUAUGGCUUGUCCUCACGUCGCCGGACUUGUGACGUACUUGAUGUCGCGAGAGUCAAUUUCAGGUGCUCAAAAGGUCACCAGUCGCCUAAUUGACCUCGGAACACGAGACAAGGUGCAGAAUGCAAACGGAAGCCCCAACAUAAUCGCAUUCAACGGCAAUGAAGCUGAACUAUAG
Molecule: messenger RNA, 1110 nt
Organism: Daldinia childiae
Lineage: Eukaryota; Fungi; Ascomycota; Sordariomycetes; Xylariales; Hypoxylaceae
Product: Alkaline protease 1
Exons: 5
Coding region: 1-1110 (369 amino acids)
Biological process (GO): proteolysis
Molecular function (GO): serine-type endopeptidase activity
Source: RefSeq, a predicted model, not a curated record